Eufriesea mexicana is the source of this 4559-nucleotide messenger RNA. Its product is annotated as ABC transporter G family member 53. The transcript has 25 exons. Gene Ontology annotation, molecular function: ATP binding; ATP hydrolysis activity; ABC-type transporter activity. Gene Ontology annotation, cellular component: cytoplasmic vesicle membrane; plasma membrane. Bases 525 to 4559 code for a protein of 1344 amino acids. Gene Ontology annotation, biological process: transmembrane transport. Lineage: Eukaryota; Metazoa; Arthropoda; Insecta; Hymenoptera; Apidae. The record is from RefSeq and is a predicted model, not a curated record.
UGGCAAACCGGGAAUGUUAUGUACGUCGUUUGCGGCAACUUCGUAUCUAAGUUCUACCUUGCCGUGCACAGAGUCAAAUACAUCGAACAGUAUCUCUUUCGAAACGUGUUGAUUUCAACGACGAUUCGAUGUUCACCGAAGUACAUCAUACAUUAGAGCAAGCAAAAAUGCAUUAAUUCUUUUGAAAUUUUCAAAUGGACAUCGAUCAACAAGCACAAAGAAAUUGCAUGUCCGAUACCAGGCGUGACCUCCGAGGAAAGGAUUAUAUGGAAUUAUCAUCGUUCUUUAUCGCGUGUUAAACAAAGGAUUACGAUCUGUGUGCAUUCGCGGUCGGUGGAAACCGGUUGGAUCGCAAUAGAUGUUAGAAUAUACGAUAAUAUGUAAAAAGGAUGUCUGUUUAAUUACGAGUUGAUCGGUAUUUUAUUUAUACAUCUAUGCCCGGUGUUACGUGUACUCCCAGGAGGAUUCGAAGGAGAAUUAUAAAUUGAAAAUUGAUGAGAAAUUGAAACGGAAUAGAGAAGAAAAUGACUGCCACAGAAGAAACUGAACCCCUAAUUUCAUCAAGAGGUUUAACCAUCUGUGGAAAUAAACCGCAAACAGUUUCAUACGAUGCAAUUUCAUUGGAAGGUAGUGAAAGAAGUGCAACAUCGUGUAGUAUAGGUUUCGAUACAUCGUCGUUCAAAUUAAAGUCUAUAUUACCUUCUUCGAGCACAGUGGUAUCUCCGUUGUUAACGACGGCAUUAACACCACAUUCUAACGGAAAUACUGAAAAUGAAUCAAUUACGUAUACAUGGAGCGACUUGAACGUAUAUGCGGCUAAAGUGAAUGAAAAGCCAUGGGAUAUUUUUCUGGCGAGAAGGAAAACGAUAGAACGAAGGCAUCUAUUAAAGGACGUAUGCGGCGUAGCAUAUCCGGGUGAACUAUUGGUAAUUAUGGGAUCAUCGGGCUCAGGUAAAACAACGUUAUUGAACGCUUUAACGUUUCGCUCGAAUUGCGGAGUAAUAGCAUCCGGUGUGAUGGCGGCCAACGGACGAAGAGUAUCUUCUACGAUAUUGACGUCGAGAACUGCAUACGUGCAACAGGACGAUCUAUUCGUCGGCACAUUGACCGUUAAGGAACAUCUUUUGUUUCAAGCUAUGGUUCGCAUGGAUCGAAGGAUACCUAUGGAGCAGAGAUUCGAUCGUGUACACCGAGUGAUCAACGAGCUUGCUCUAACCAAAUGCAAGAAUACGGUAAUUGGUCAGCCGGGAAGGAUCAAAGGCCUUUCCGGAGGUGAAAUGAAAAGAUUAUCGUUCGCGUCAGAAGUUCUUACCGAUCCGCCGUUAAUGUUUUGCGACGAGCCUACAUCGGGCCUUGAUUCUUUUAUGGCACAUCAAGUAGUUUCCGUGUUGAAAGCUCUAGCCGCUCGUGGUAAGACAGUCGUCGCUACUUUGCACCAGCCUUCGUCAGAAUUGUUCGCACUCUUUGAUAGAAUUUUAUUAAUGGCGGAGGGAAGAGUGGCCUUUAUGGGUACAACAUCGCAAGCUUGCACCUUUUUCGAGGCGCUUGGUGCUGCUUGCCCCAGUAAUUAUAACCCGGCGGAUUAUUUUGUUCAAAUGUUAGCGGUUGUACCAGGACAGGAGAUAUCCUGUCGUCAUGCGAUAAAUACCGUGUGCGAUGCCUUCCAAAAGAGCGAACAUGGUAUUAAAAUUGCAUUAGAGGCAGAGGCAAUAAACGGUGAAUAUGAGGAUUCUUUACGAGAUUCGAAAUAUUCUAAAAAUCGAUCGUUGUAUAAAGCAAGCUGGUGCGAACAAUUUCGCGCUGUUCUCUGGCGUUCUUGGCUAUCGGUUAUCAAAGAACCGAUCCUUAUUAAAGUUCGCCUAUUACAGACUGUCAUGGUGUCUCUAUUGAUCGGUAUUAUUUACUUCGAUCAAAAAUUAAAUCAAGAUGGAGUAAUGAAUAUCAAUGGUGCUUUGUUCAUAUUUCUCACAAACAUGACUUUCCAGAACGUUUUUGCCGUAAUCAAUGUUUUCUGCGCAGAAUUGCCGAUAUUUCUACGGGAAAAUCGAAAUGGUAUGUAUCGUACCGAUGUGUACUUUCUAUGUAAGACACUCGCAGAAGCACCCAUCUUCGUAGCAGUUCCGUUUCUCUUCACUGUUAUCGCUUAUCCUAUGAUUGGAUUGUAUCCGGGAAUCGAUCACUUUUUCAUUACUGCUGGCAUCGUUGCUCUUGUCGCAAAUGUCUCGACGUCUUUUGGUUAUCUGAUAUCUUGCGUUAGCAACAACUUAUCUAUGGCGUUAUCCAUCGGACCACCAGUGAUAAUACCGUUUUUAUUAUUCGGCGGAUUUUUUCUAAAUACGGCAUCGGUCCCAUUCUAUUUUGAAUGGUUUUCCUAUUUAUCUUGGUUUCGUUACGGUAACGAGGCCCUUCUUAUCAAUCAGUGGUCAGAGGUGGAGACUAUAGCGUGCACGAGAAGCAAUGCAACUUGCCCCAAAACUGGUCGAAUGGUUUUGCAAACAUUCAAUUUCAAGCAGGAACAUUUCUGGACCGACAUCGCGUGUCUCUUCUCCUUAAUUAUCGCCUUUCGUUUUUUAGCGUUUAUGGCUCUGUUGUCAAAGACUUGGCGCAAUUCGAAACAGAGAAUCAAAGUUCUUUUGCUGAUCGGUAUGUACGCCUUAAACGAAAAUCAGUGGGUCCGCAAGAAUCAAGAGCAUCGUGUAGAAGAGAAUGCGACUUGUUUGAAAGGUGUGACACUUACAUGGAAGGAUCUUUCCGUAUACACCAUGGAUCGUAGAAGGAGAAAUGUAUGCAAGCAACUAAUCAAUAAUGUACGGGGUGCAGCGGAACCUGGUAAUCUGACGGCAAUAAUCGGUGCGAGUGGUGCUGGCAAAAGUUCAUUGAUGGCGGCAUUGGCCUUUCGUACCGGAUCCGAACUUUUAAUUCAUGGAGAUAUACGAGCAAACGGAAUGAAAGUCGAUUCUUCUUACAUGAUGCAGAACAGUGGUUACAUGCAUCAAGAAGAUAUAUUUGUCGCUACGAUGACAGUGGUUGAACAUCUUUGGUUUAUGGCUCGAAUGAAACUCGACGGGGGGAUGCAACUAUUGGAUAUUCGAAGAAAAAUCGACGAUUUGUUAAAAGAUGUUGGCUUAACAAAUAGACGCGAUGUACGAAUUGGUAAUGACAUCGAUGACAAAGUAUUGUCUGGUGGUGAAAAAAAGAGGUUAUCCUUUGCCACGGAAUUGUUAACAGAUCCAAAGAUAUUAUUCUUGGACGAACCGACAACUGGUCAAGACUCUCAUUCGGCAAAUUGCCUUGUUUCUCAGUUGAAAUCGUUCGUUGCGGGAGGACGAACGGUGUUAUGUACCAUACAUCAACCAAGUUCUACCAUAUUUAAUUCCUUUGAUCGAAUAAUAUUAAUUGCCGAAGGACGGGUUGCAUUUGCAGGUCGAAUAGACCAGGCAAUGGAAUUUUUCGCAAGUCAGGGAUACGAGUGUCCACGGAAAUAUAAUCCAGCUGAUUUCCUGAUAGCGACUGUGGCCACGGAUUCAAAGAAUGACGCGAAUAGCGAAGAAGUUGCUCGCAAGAUAUGCGAUGUUUUCUUAAUUAGUCAGGCUUCUAACGAAAUUGAUCGUAUUUUAGAGAAACAAAUGCAGUCCGUACCUUCUCUAAAUCCUACGUCGAAAUUAAUAGCGUUGUAUGUAUAUAUAAGCCCUACAUAUAGGAGAAAACAAGCACGAUAUUGCUUUACACGGCUUUACUGGUUGCUUUAUCGAGAUUUUCUGCAAAUUUUAAGAGAUCCAUCGGUGCAAGUUAUUAGAAUACUUCAGAAAGUGAGCGUUGCAACAAUCGCUGGCUUGUGUUUCGUGGGUUCUGUAAAUUUCGAUCAACUAGGGAUUCAAGCUACGCAAGGUGUCAUUUUUAUCCUGGUAUCCGAGAACGCAUUUUUCCCUAUGUAUGCUACAUUAGCUUUGAUACCACAGGAACUACCACUUCUUCGAAGAGAGUACCGAGCUGGAAUGUAUCCGGUUUAUUUGUACUAUACUGCUCGUAUACUUUCCUUGAUACCUGGCUUAAUCGUGGAACCAUUAUUAUUCACAAGUGUCAUAUACUGGUUAGCUGGAUUGCGAGAUAACGUUGAAACUUUUGCACUCACGUUACUCGUUCUUCUACUUACUAUAAACGUGUCAACCGCUUGUGGAUGCUUCUUUUCAACGGCAUUUGGAAGCGUACCAUUAGCAAUGGCUUAUCUUAUACCGUUUGAUUAUAUUCUUAUGAUUACUAUGGGCCCCUUCCUCAAACUUGGAACAUUACCAUUAUACAUUCGAUGGGUAAAAUAUAUUUCCUGGUUGCUACAUUCUAGCGAAGCUCUUACUAUUUUGCAAUGGAACGGCGUACAUAAUAUAUCUUGUGAAAUAACUAAUCCUGAAUUACCUUGUAUCACCGAAGGAAUUCAAGUUCUGCAUCGCUACGAUUUCGACGAAAGUAAUUUCUGGAUGAAUAUGAUAUUAAUGCUUAUUAUCUAUCUCGUCUUUCACAUUCUUGCUUGCAUAUGUCUAUGGAAUCGUUGCAGAUGGAAAUGA